Messenger RNA from Odocoileus virginianus texanus, 2179 nucleotides. Lineage: Eukaryota; Metazoa; Chordata; Mammalia; Artiodactyla; Cervidae. The record is from RefSeq and is a predicted model, not a curated record.
AUGGCUGAGGUCUGUGGAGCCCUCAAUGUCACUGUGUCCCCGGGGCCCGUGGUUGACUACCUGGAGGGGGAAAAUGCCACACUUCUCUGCCAUGUCUCCCAGAAGAGGCGAAAGGACAGCUUGCUGGCUGUGCGCUGGUUCUUUGCGCGACCAGACUCCCAGGAAGCCCUGAUGGUUAAGAUGACCAAGCUCCGGGUGGUGCAGUACUAUGGGAAUUUCAGCCGCAGCGCCUACCGGCAGAGGCUGCGCCUCCUUGAGGAGCGGCGUGGGACGCUCUACACGCUGUCUGUCUUGACCCUCCAGCCAACAGAUCAAGGGCAUUAUGUCUGCAAAGUCCAGGAAAUCAGCAAGCACAGGAAUAAGUGGACAGCUUGGUCCAAUGGUUCCUCAGGGACAGAAAUGAGAGUGAUUUCCCUCAAAUCUUCUGAAGAUUCAUCCUUUGAGAAAAAGAAAGAGACCUGGGCAUUUUUUGAAGAUCUCUACGUGUAUGCUGUGCUCGUGUGCUGUGUGGGGAUUCUCAGUGUUCUGCUCUUCACCCUAACCAUCAUCUGGCAGUCUGUCUUUAGCAAGAGGAAAUCCAGAGUGAGACACUAUUUGGUGAAAUGCCCUCAGAACAGCUCAGGGGAGACUGUCACCAGCGUGACCAGCUUGGCCCCUCUGCAGCCCAAGAAGGGCAAGAGGCGGAAGGAGAAAGUUGAUGUUCCUCCUGCAGUUCCUGCCAAAGCUCCCAUCGCCACCACGUUCCAUAAACCGAAGCUGUUAAAGCCACAAAGGAAAGUCACCCUGCCAAAGAUUGCCGAGGAGAACUUGACCUACGCUGAGCUGGAGCUGAUCAAGCCCCACCAGGCAGCCAAGGGCAUCCCCACCAGCACGGUCUAUGCGCAGAUCCUCUUCGAGGAGAACAAGCUGUAACCCUGCAUCCUAUUUAAUAUCUGCCACUCCAGUUAUUUAUGAAACUUUGGAUACAAAGUCCUUAUUUUUGUAUUUUCACUCGUGCCUUCUGUGUGGUGGGAGCCCCUUUCCAACGGCAUUUCAGAUGCCUUCAGAGAGGUAUGACACUCCUUUCUGCGAAGAGCAGGGGCCGCAGCCCUUUGGAUAAAUCUCCCAGGACAAGAUUUUCUGGGUCUGAGCCCUGAAGGGUGAGGACUCUGAUUCUGAGACCAUUCAAGAGGAUUUUCUGCUGAGCCAAACCCCUGUAUGUUUUUUUUUUCUCUUCUUUAUCUUUUUUUUUUAAUCUGAAUUGUAAUCUUCUACCCUUCCUGUAUCUGUGAUAUCAAGCUCAUAGUAUAUAGCUAGAGGAAAUACCAUUAUGGGCCCAAGUGUGAGAUGGUAGAGAUGUACUAAUUGGUUUUCAAAGGAUCAGAUAACAUUGCCAGGGCACCCAGAGCAGCAUAAAGUGCUUAUUGUAAGCAGUCAUUCAAGAUAGCAUCUCUUGUUUUAAAUAGAUGCACUGACCCUGGUGACUCAAGGGCAGAGAGACAGAUUGUGGGGCGGUCUGAGGUCUAAGCCAACAAUGAACUGUCUGGAUACCCCUGUGCCCAUUUCCCCACCCAUUAUUGUUCACAGCCACAGGACAAGUAGAACAGUGUUCAUUCUGAAGUGCUUCCACCUCUUUGGCAGGGGGGCUUAUCCCUGCAUAGAGACUAUUCUCCCAGAAGUUCUUACUUACCCUUUUCCAAAAGGAGCAGGGUGGUGUGCUUUUGAUUGACAGAAUAGAGGAAGGGGGCCUCUUGGAAGUGUGCCAAGGUUACUAACUCUAAUUGAACAUCCGUUUGUGUAAGAGCAAAGUCUUUUGACUGCUUCCCCAAUGGUAGGAGAGUAGGAAGUAUAAGCCAAGCUGGAAAAACGUGUCCUGGAUACCCCCCCACACCCUCCCCCCACACCAGCCCAUUACAAAGUGCCUUGCUGACUCAACUUUGCAUGUUAAUUCGAAUGGACUUGAGUGGGAGGGAGGCAGGGAUGCCUGGCAAAUAGAUCUAUGAGAAAGUUGCUCUGUGGACCUAUAUGACAUCCAUGACCUCAUCAUUCUGGAACAGGCCAAGCUAUCAGCUGUGUUGUUAAGGACACUUGAUGUGUGAGUGUGCUAUGGGUGGGUUUUUACUGCACACUACAGAAAUUGUUUGGCUUUGUAAUGGACCAUGUAUAUAUGUUAAAUUAUAUAUUUUAAACACAAUCUGAA